UGCCCUCGAACUCCUGGGCUCACUCCAUCCUCCCUCCUCAACCUGCCAAGUAGCUGGGACCACAGGUGUGCUCCAGCGUGCCCGGCUCCUACUGCAUCCUAUUUACCCACUCAUCGUUAGAUGUGCGCUUGGAUUUCUCCCACCUUUUGGAUAUGGCGGAUAGUGCUACUGUGAGCUUUGGUGUCAGAAUGGAAGCAAGGAAAGGAAAUCGGCUGACCCAGGAGCCCGAGUGAGACCCGCAGACUUGCAGACACAACCUACACCAUGAACUUGAGUCCACCUUCUAUGUGUUGAGAGCCAAGGGCAGGUGAAGUUGCCAGAGAGCAAUGGCUCUUUUUACUCCCUGGAAGUUGUCCUCUCAGAAGCUGGGCUUUUUCCUGGUGACUUUUGGCUUCAUUUGGGGUAUGAUGCUUCUGCAUUUUACCAUCCAACAGCGAACUCAGCCUGAAAGCAGCUCUGUGCUGCGGGAGCAAAUCCUGGACCUCAGCAAAAGGUACAUCAAGGCACUGGCAGAAGAAAACAGGAAUGUGGUAGAUGGGCCAUACGCUGGUGUCAUGACAGCUUAUGACCUGAAGAAAACUCUUGCUGUACUAUUGGACAACAUUUUGCAGCGUAUUGGCAAGCUAGAGUCGAAGGUGGACAAUCUCGUUAUCAAUGGCACAGGAACAAACUCGACCAACUCCACCACAGCUGUUCCCAGCUUGGUAGCACUUGAGAAAAUUAAUGUAGCAGAUAUCAUUAAUGGAGCUCAAGAAAAAUGUGUAUUGCCUCCUAUGGAUGGCUACCCCCACUGCGAGGGGAAGAUCAAGUGGAUGAAAGAUAUGUGGCGCUCGGAUCCCUGCUACGCAGACUAUGGAGUGGAUGGGUCCACCUGCUCUUUUUUUAUUUACCUCAGUGAGGUUGAAAAUUGGUGUCCUCAUUUACCUUGGAGAGCAAAAAAUCCCUACGAAGAAGCUGAUCAUAAUUCAUUGGCGGAAAUUCGUACGGAUUUUAAUAUUCUCUACAGCAUGAUGAAAAAGCAUGAAGAAUUCCGGUGGAUGAGACUCAGGAUCCGGCGAAUGGCUGAUGCGUGGAUUCAAGCAAUCAAGUCCCUGGCAGAAAAGCAGAAUCUUGAAAAGAGAAAACGGAAGAAAGUCCUCGUUCACCUGGGACUCCUGACCAAGGAAUCUGGAUUUAAGAUCGCGGAGACGGCAUUCAGUGGUGGCCCUCUCGGUGAAUUAGUUCAGUGGAGUGAUUUAAUUACAUCUCUGUACUUACUGGGCCAUGACAUUCGGAUUUCAGCCUCACUGGCUGAGCUCAAGGAAAUUAUGAAGAAGGUAGUGGGGAACCGAUCCGGCUGCCCUACUGUAGGAGACAGAAUCGUCGAGCUCAUUUAUAUUGAUAUUGUAGGACUCGCUCAGUUCAAGAAAACCCUGGGACCAUCCUGGGUUCAUUACCAGUGUAUGCUCCGAGUCCUUGAUUCCUUUGGAACUGAACCAGAGUUUAAUCAUGCGAAUUAUGCCCAGUCUAAAGGCCAUAAGACUCCCUGGGGAAAAUGGAAUCUGAACCCUCAACAGUUUUAUACCAUGUUCCCUCACACCCCAGACAACAGUUUUCUGGGGUUUGUGGUCGAGCAGCACCUGAACUCCAGCGACAUCCACCACAUUAACGAAAUCAAAAGGCAGAACCAGUCCCUUGUGUAUGGCAAAGUGGAUAGCUUCUGGAAGAAUAGAAAGAUCUACUUGGACAUCAUCCACACGUAUAUGGAAGUGCAUGCAACAGUUUAUGGCUCCAGCACAAAGAAUAUUCCCAGUUACGUGAAAAACCACGGCAUACUCAGUGGACGGGACCUGCAGUUUCUUCUCCGAGAAACCAAGUUGUUUGUUGGACUUGGGUUCCCUUAUGAGGGCCCAGCUCCCCUGGAGGCUAUUGCAAAUGGAUGUGCUUUUCUGAAUCCCAAGUUCAACCCACCCAAAAGCAGCAAAAACACAGACUUUUUCAUCGGCAAGCCAACACUGAGAGAGCUGACAUCCCAGCAUCCGUAUGCUGAAGUUUUCAUCGGCCGGCCGCAUGUUUGGACUGUCAAUCUCAACAAUCAGGAGGAAGUCGAGGAUGCAGUGAAAGCGAUUUUGAAUCAGAAGAUUGAGCCAUACAUGCCCUACGAAUUUACAUGUGAGGGGAUGUUGCAGCGAAUCAAUGCAUUCAUCGAAAAACAAGACUUCUGUCACGGGCAGGUGAUGUGGCCGCCCCUCAGUGCCCUACAAGUGAAGCUUGCUGAGCCUGGGCAGUCCUGCAAGCAGGUGUGCCAGGAGAACCAGCUUAUCUGUGAGCCGUCAUUCUUCCAGCACCUCAACAAGGACAAGGACCUACUGAAGUAUGAAGUGAUCUGCCAAAGCUCAGAGCUGGCCAAGGACAUCCUGGAGCCCUCCUAUGACCCCAAGAGCAAGCACUGUGUGUUUCAAGGGGACCUGCUGCUCUUCAGCUGUGCAGGCGCCCACCCCAGGCACCGGAGGAUCUGCCCCUGCCGGGACUUCAUCAAGGGCCAAGUGGCCCUCUGUAAAGACUGCCUAUAGCAGCUGCCAGCUCAGCCCCACAUGAAGUCCGCUGGGGAAGAUGGUGGCUCCACUGGGCAGAGACAGGGGGGCAGAAAUCAUUCAGGGACUCUGGCCAGAGCCUGAACUUUUUUGGUCUAAGGUUUGGAUUGGGGAUUGCUCCUGCUGAGGUUAACGCCUCCCCCAGGGAGUUUUCGCCAAAACAAACACAAGAGCAGUUGUGAGGCAAGGAGCCUGGCUUCUUGUGGUACAAGGAACAUCCUUCCUAUUUUGUGAGGAGCAGCUGUAGGGAGAUUGUCAAUGCAGGUGCUCCAGGGUGGGGGAAAAAAAAAAUCUCAUGAUUCAUUUAAAACAAAAGAGAAAUGAGCUGAUUAGAAAGAACUUUGGGAACAUUCCU
This is a messenger RNA of Marmota flaviventris (yellow-bellied marmot), 2928 nucleotides long. It is a transcript of the gene Mgat5, whose product is annotated as alpha-1,6-mannosylglycoprotein 6-beta-N-acetylglucosaminyltransferase. The record is from RefSeq and is a predicted model, not a curated record. Gene Ontology annotation, molecular function: alpha-1,6-mannosylglycoprotein 6-beta-N-acetylglucosaminyltransferase activity. Gene Ontology annotation, biological process: protein N-linked glycosylation. NCBI's taxonomy places the organism in Eukaryota, Metazoa, Chordata, Mammalia, Rodentia, Sciuridae. Gene Ontology annotation, cellular component: Golgi apparatus.